AAAAUUAAAAACUGUUUAUUUUUUGCAUUUGAGUCGACUGAAUCGAGGUGACUUUUUAUAGGUUAUAUGAGGUUAGGUUGCCAUUUUUCGGCCUUUUUGGUGUCAAAGUGAGUGGAGAUGAUCUCCGUUUUUUGUCGGAAUGUGCUUCGAUUUCAAGAUAAAAGUCCAUCUCGUUUGUUAAUUUGUAUUUCUUCUACUUCUCCGAAUUUAAAAAUUCAAAAAGAUUUACUCCGAAAAAUGACAACCGAAAUCGAUAAGGAUGAGCUGAAAAAAAGAUUGACGCCUGUACAAUGGCACGUCACACAAGAAAAAGGAACAGAAAGACCUUUCACCGGAUGCUACAAUAAAUUCUAUGACAAGGGGACCUACACGUGUGUUGUCUGCGAUCAAGAAUUAUUUGCCUCGGAAACAAAGUACGACAGCGGAUGCGGCUGGCCAGCGUUUAAUGAGGUUUUAGAUCAGGGGCGAGUCAAAUUGACCAAAGAUACUUCUAAUGUCGGUGGAAAUCUACUACUGCUGAUCGCAAACCCAGAUAUGGUCCGGACGGAGGUGACCUGUUCAAAAUGCGGAUCUCACCUGGGGCACGUGUUCAACGACGGUCCCAAGCCGACGAGGAAGCGCUUCUGCAUCAACUCCGCCUCCAUAAUGUUCCACGCUGCCGGCGAGGAGAAGGAGAGUAGCUUCUGAAAUUUCCAAAAAACAAAAUUCAACCUUUUCCUUUUUCUCAAAAUCAACAACGCGGUUCUGUGGAAAUGACUGAAUCCCAAGCUGCGAACAUCAAUAAUUUUUCUCUUGAUUUUUUUUCUGUAGGUUUUUUCUGUUUUUUUUUUU
Belonocnema kinseyi is the source of this 831-nucleotide messenger RNA. It is a transcript of the gene SelR, whose product is annotated as methionine-R-sulfoxide reductase B1. Lineage: Eukaryota; Metazoa; Arthropoda; Insecta; Hymenoptera; Cynipidae. The transcript has 4 exons. Gene Ontology annotation, biological process: response to oxidative stress; protein repair. Bases 118 to 687 code for a protein of 189 amino acids. The record is from RefSeq and is a predicted model, not a curated record. Gene Ontology annotation, molecular function: peptide-methionine (R)-S-oxide reductase activity. Gene Ontology annotation, cellular component: cytoplasm.